Messenger RNA from Trichoderma asperellum CBS 433.97, 834 nucleotides. RefSeq lists its product as uncharacterized. The record is from RefSeq and is a predicted model, not a curated record. Gene Ontology annotation, cellular component: nucleolus; striated muscle dense body; catalytic step 2 spliceosome. Gene Ontology annotation, molecular function: actin filament binding. NCBI's taxonomy places the organism in Eukaryota, Fungi, Ascomycota, Sordariomycetes, Hypocreales, Hypocreaceae.
AUGGUCAAGCCAUUGACCUUCAAGGGCGACAAAAAGACCAAGAAGCGGAAGCGCGCCGCUGCGGAGCUCAACGAUGACGAUGGCGCCGGCGAGUCCAGCAGCAAGCAGGUGGCCGCCAAGGCAAACGAUGACAACGAAGACCAGGCCCAAGACGAUAGCUGGGUCUCGGCCGAUGCCGUCACCGAUGUCGUGGGCCCGAUCAUGAUUGUGCUCCCCACGGACAAGCCAUCUGCGCUCGCCUGCGAUCCCAGCGGCAAGGUGUUUGCGCUGCCGAUCGAGAACAUUGUAGAUGACAAUCCGACCAGCGCGGAGCCGCAUGAUGUGAGGCAGGUUUGGGUUGCCAAUCGCGUGGCCGGCACUGAAAACUUUCGCUUCAAGGGACAUCAUGGGAGAUAUCUCGCCUGCGACAAGAUUGGUCUGCUGUCGGCAACCUCAGAAGCCGUCUCCCCGCUAGAAUCGUUCAACCUCAUCGCCACCGCAGACACGCCCGGCACGUUCCAGAUCCAGUCUCUUCGUGACACCUUCAUCACCAUCAAGCCAUCCACGUCGUCCAAGCCGAAUGCGCCGCCCGCCGACGUGCGCGGCGACGCCGACAACAUCACCUUCAACACGACGCUGCGCAUCCGCAUGCAGGCGCGCUUCAAGCCUCGCAUCAGGACGUCCAAGGAGGAGCGCGAGAAGUCCAAGAUUAGCCGCCGGGAGCUGGAAGAUGCGGCUGGGCGGAGGCUGAACGAGGAUGAGGUGCGGGUGCUGAAGAGGGCGAGGAGGGAAGGGGAUUAUCAUGAGCGGUUGCUGGAGAUUAAGGUGAAGAAUAAGCACGACAAAUUUGGCUGA